CCGCUUCACUCAUCCCGCCUUCACUGCUCCAUCUCAGCCAAUUGCACAAAUGAUGGACCCAUGAACACUCCUUUCAACGCUCAUUACAGAAUUACUGGAGCAUAUGGAGCAUCUCAGCCUCCAUGAUGCUGGUGCUGGCCCACCACCGGGCCAGCACCCGCCUGGACCGCCACAUAUGAGCCAACAGCCACAAGGUCCAAUGCCUACUCCACCUCCACAAAUGAUGCCUCCAGGUCCCGGCCAGCAGCAGAUGGGUAUGGGUCCUCCUGGCGCUCCUGUAGUGGCACAACUACCGCCACAGAUGUUCACGACUGCCGCCCAACUACUGGAUCUUACGGACAAGAAACUGAUGGUUGCGCUAAGAGAUGGGCGGAAACUUAUCGGUGUAUUAAGAAGCUGGGACCAGUUUGGCAACCUUGUUUUGCAGGACACGGUCGAAAGACUGUUCGUGCAGAAUGUGUAUGCGGAUAUCGAUCGAGGUUUAUUCCUGGUACGAGGGGAGAACGUGAGCUUGCUUGGGGAGAUCGACCUGGACAAGGACGAUUACAUCCCGGAACCUUAUCAGCUUGCGUCGGUCGAGAAGGUCUUUGCAUUGAAGAAGGCCGAGGAUGCAGAACGCAAGAAGACCGACAAGACGAAGCAGAAGCGACUCGCCGACUUAGGCUUUGAAGUGGAGCAUAGCGGCGAGGCUAUCAUAUGAGUAUCCAUGGCACUGGUUACGGAAGGGGCGAGAAAGCGCUACCAACAUGCUAUGGACACAAAAUUGUAGCAGAUGACCCCGUCGCGGCGAAAGGGGAUGGUGAAAUGCGGGCAGUCGCCCCUCCUGGAUGCGCGACGAUGAUCGGUAUCUCCAGAAGUCCUAUACGUCUUGAACAUGCAGACGUUUCUCGAGGAUGCCAUUCUCCACGCAAUUACGAAAGCCUCAGAAAGUCCGGUCGUCGAUUGCAGCUGCUGCAUCGAAGCGCAUUGUCUGGACCUGCCGUGUACCACGUAGCGCCUUCCUCUCCCUCCUCCAAGGCGAUGCGGCGGCGGC
Molecule: messenger RNA, 1033 nt
Organism: Baudoinia panamericana UAMH 10762
Lineage: Eukaryota; Fungi; Ascomycota; Dothideomycetes; Mycosphaerellales; Teratosphaeriaceae
Exons: 2
Coding region: 104-700 (198 amino acids)
Biological process (GO): deadenylation-dependent decapping of nuclear-transcribed mRNA
Cellular component (GO): P-body; Lsm1-7-Pat1 complex
Molecular function (GO): RNA cap binding
Source: RefSeq, a predicted model, not a curated record